This is a messenger RNA of Rubroshorea leprosula, 1424 nucleotides long. The record is from the annotation of a GenBank genome assembly. NCBI's taxonomy places the organism in Eukaryota, Viridiplantae, Streptophyta, Magnoliopsida, Malvales, Dipterocarpaceae.
AAAGCCCCGAGGUGGAACUCGGGGUAGACACUCCGAUGCUUAAGUCAGCAAUAAUCGGGGCUACCUUUAGGGCGGAGAUAAGAAAAGCUUAAGGUUGGUUUCAAUUACCUUUUGACGUGGCCCGGAGGGGGUAUUUAUAGGAUUCAAUGAGGAACCCACGUGGCAUGCCAAGCAAGAUAGUCGGAGCCUGACAUGUCUAUCCAAACGAUUAUUCCGGGACCGGGAAUUUGAGGGGUAUUCAGAUGCACGGGUGUCCACCGUUUCUACUGUGUCGCUCAUCAUAAGGAAUCAGGUGUGGACAUGCUUACUGUCAUUAUCAUGCAGCUAUUUGAGCGGGAAGCUUCAGAUUCAUUCCUCACUUCGCGAGGGAAUUGUAUGAACAAAGAGAAUACAGAUAAGUUAUGGAAAUAUAAGGGUGAAAGCUUGGACAAACGCCACGCGCGAGAGGAGGCUCUGAGGUACGGAGGAGCUUCUGUGGUGAAGCACGUCCUUGAGAGCGCGAGCUGGGUGAACGGUCUAGCCCAGGAGUUCAGAGAGAGUACCAAGGAGCGCGUACUCUUGCAGAGGCAAUGUGACCAGCUGCGAAAGGAGAAGGAAGAGCUGGAGAAUAAGAAUAAGGAGCUACAAGGGUCGCUGGAUAAGGUGGUGCCAACUCUGCAGCAGUUGGAACAGGAGAGGGCUUCCCUGGGCACCAAGCUCGGCUUUGAAGAGACCAAGCGAAAGAUCUCUGAAAGCGAGCGUGAGGCUCUUGCGCAAGAGUUGAAACUAACAAAGGAGGCCUUCUUAGAGCUGAAGGGGAAUGUGCAGACCCUGGUGCACAACGCGAUGAAGGAGCACAUCAGCAACUUCAUCAGCUCUAGCUCGUUUGACAACAUCGUCAACCUCUACCGAUUGCCAACUGCCAUCAUUGCCUUCACGGACUGCAGAAAGAAGGUGAAGACUGUCUAUCCCGAAGUGGAUGUGACAAGGAUAACCUUUGGAGAACAAGAAGCUGGAGUGGAGGAAGAUGGUGAAAGUAUGUCAGCAGACUUCCGCCCAGAAAUCAAACUGAAGUGGGAGCACGAUGCUGAUGGACGCACUGUUUUCCCUCCGAACUUCGACUUCGAGUUCGUGGCAGUGGAAGAAGGAGGGGCAGAGGUAGAGGAAGAUGAGGUGGAGGCAGGAGUGGAAGGAGCUGGAGUGGAUGAGAGCCAACCAAUUCCAGAAGUGGAGAUUCAUCCAGUUCCUUCUGAUGAUGAUCAGCCUCUCCUGCUAGACGAGCAGCAACCAGUACAGCCACCUCUUCCAGCUGGAGAAGAGCCAGUGGAGCCACCUCCUCCAGCAGAGAAUUAAAAAUUUUGUGUGUUGUUUUUUAAUUAGUUUUAAUUUUGUAAAGACAAUUACAGUUUGUACUCUUUAUUUUUAAAUAAAGAUUUAUAUUUGAA